Molecule: messenger RNA, 441 nt
Organism: Fraxinus pennsylvanica
Lineage: Eukaryota; Viridiplantae; Streptophyta; Magnoliopsida; Lamiales; Oleaceae
Source: the annotation of a GenBank genome assembly
AUGAUUGAUGGUUAUAAUCAGCACGGUUCACAUGUUGAAUCUCUAGAAAUGUUCUCAAAGUUGCUCAGGGAAUCUCAAUUAAAGCCUGAUAGAUACACUCCAGCUAGUUUGUUGUUUUCUUGUACAAAUCUCGAGGAGCUAAAAUUCGAGAAGCAAAUACAUGCCAAUAUCAUUAAAAGCGAAUAUAAUACUUUUUGGUCAGUAGGGAAUGCGUUGUUCUACAUGUACUCAAAGGGUGGCAGUGUUAAAAUAGCAAAGAAGUUAUUAGAGCAAUUUGGAACUUCCAUUUUAAAUGUUAUAGCAUUUACAACCUUAUUAGAUAACUACAUCGAGCUUGGGAAUCAAAAUCCUGCCAGACAGGUUUUUGAUUUAUUAAAGGAUCCUAAUGUAGUUUCAUGGAGAGCUAUGGUUGUUGACUAUGUACAGAAUGGCAUGAACUAG